AUGGGAACGGCCUUCACGGAGCCGGACGGCAUCCAAGCUGAUAAGCCCGCCGAGCAGUGUUUCUACCGGUCUCCGAGUCGGGAACCCGCGGGGCCGGCCGGUGUGCUCCUCGAUCCGCCGGGAGCCGGGCGGGCGGCGCUGAUGCACCUCAACUACGACAACAACAUCCUCGACCAUUACGACAGGCGCGGGCCUCCCCAUCCCGCCCGAACAGGUCAAGGGGGCAUGCCGCCGGCUCGUCGAGAGAUGGAGGGCCCGGCCCAGGCCGCUACUCGAGGAGCAGACGCGGGAGGGGGUGACGACAGGGAGCGUCUCAGGAUCCUCGCGCUGCGGAUCCAGUCCCACGUACCUCUCCAUGGCAGCUGA
Messenger RNA from Colletotrichum graminicola M1.001, 366 nucleotides. RefSeq lists its product as uncharacterized. The transcript has 2 exons. Bases 1 to 366 code for a protein of 121 amino acids. The record is from RefSeq and is a predicted model, not a curated record. Lineage: Eukaryota; Fungi; Ascomycota; Sordariomycetes; Glomerellales; Glomerellaceae.